Colletotrichum graminicola M1.001 is the source of this 1824-nucleotide messenger RNA. RefSeq lists its product as uncharacterized. Gene Ontology annotation, cellular component: plasma membrane. NCBI's taxonomy places the organism in Eukaryota, Fungi, Ascomycota, Sordariomycetes, Glomerellales, Glomerellaceae. The record is from RefSeq and is a predicted model, not a curated record. The coding region runs from base 1 to 1824 and encodes 607 amino acids. The transcript is spliced from 5 exons. Gene Ontology annotation, molecular function: myosin binding. Gene Ontology annotation, biological process: cell-cell adhesion.
AUGGAGCCAGUCGUGUUUGACCAGUCGCCGCUCGCCGAGUACCUUCGUGACGAAGGUGAAGACGAGAAGGUGGGAUGGGCGCACGACGACUCAGCUUACGAUGCAUCGCCUCCCUCGAGCCCCGAAUUCGCACCGACGGGUCGGCCGAUGGUCAGAUCGAAAUUCCGCAACAAUUCCCUCCGAGUCGACAUACCCACGAAGGCGGCCUCUGACAAGUCAUACCGAAAAAGCUACUCGACUGCGGUAGCGUCCAGGAUUGACCGAGCCGACAACUCCAAAUUCCUCGAGCAAUUUCGCUAUACUAUUAUCGCAUCCCAGCUAUUGAGUGGGCACUCCAUAUUAUCCCAGCACAAUGCAUCAUCCCGGUCCGCCAAUGCUGCCAUUGACGGUAAUCCGACCGACAAGCUGCUCGACUCGACCGGCGCGGCCGUCGUCGUCUUGGGUGCAUUGGCUCUGGCUGUUUCGAUCAACUGGCUCGUAGGAGCAGGACCAUUGAACAAGAGAAGGACUGCUAUUAUUUUGCUGGUCGUUGUGAUCACUGCAGGGAUUGCCCAUGUGUUCAUGCGGAGGCAAUGGCUGAGGUAUAGGCGACUGCAGGCACUUUCAGAGGUCACUGCGUUUGUUUCGAACUCCCAGGAAUUUGACAGUGCAACUGGUGCAGCCAUUACGCUGGUACAAGAGGUGGAACUUGUUUCCAGAGGUUACCGUCUGAGUGCGCCACUUCCACCUAUCAGCCGUAUAGAGGAUCGCUCACAGACGCGCAAGUGCGUGCGGCUACGCAGGGCCCUCAGGACGUGCUUUGCCGAUGUCAUUCCCGCAUACGACCAGACCGUUUCGGUAGUUAAAGGCUUCUCGGAACAACUUGACUUGGAGAAAUAUUACGACAUUUACGACAUCAGCGACUUCGACAUGUCCGAUGCCAGGCAGGGCUUCCAGGAGAAUGAGUUUGAGGAUAACGAAUCACUUCGGACGCUCAAGGUUCUUGCUGCACGGUUUCACACCAUUCGCAAGAUGUUCUUGUGUGCGCUGCUGGCCCUGGAUGCAAGCGGCGACAGCAGCGACCUCUUGAAAUGGACAACAACGGUGGAGGUGGUUCGCGCUCUCAAUACGGUCACUCAAAAAGCGUUCGAGAGUCUAAGAAGACUUUUGAGCGAUGAGGAGUCUUUCCCGCCGCCGCCGACUCCAAAGAUGCCCCUGACGCCCGGCCGAGAGAGAUGGAGAUCGCAAUUACGGAAACUUAACUCCCUAUCCAGCGGGAUUCGCGGCUUGCAAGCCAAGCUGACUUUACUGAGAGAAGAGUCUGAUCGUAGCCUCAACGAGUCCGACGACAUUUCCGAGCUCGGCUCCAGUCUGAUGCUGCAAUACGAGUCUAUCGGAGCGGAUUUGAAAACCCUGAUGCAGGCCUGGGAGGAAGGCAAAGCAGCUCUCGCCAUGGGUAUCGACCGGAACGAGAAGAGAUUAUCUUCUAUGAGCACAUUGCUCUCUCCAACCAGUUCACUUAGCGGCCUGACGACAGUCGAGGAAGGGGGGGCAGCCGAAGCUCUCAAGGCGUUGAACGGAGAGUCACCCUCCAGCACGGACUUCGGCAGCACAGGGGAACCCGACACGGAAGAGGUCUUUGAGGCUGUUGCCCAGCCUAGGCCUCGCAGCCUAUUCACCAGAGAGGAGCGCAUCAUCAAGAUGCGAGAAGAUCGGGAGAAGCGAGAGAUCGCCAAAGAAAAGGCCGACGCCAACCGGGGUAUGAUGAAGGAGCUCGAGAUGGUCAUCAACCUCCGGCCCCGCCCGCGGACUGGGAUGAAUCCGUCGCGCGUCGUUUCAAUGUGA